UUUGAGCUCACUGUCACCUCGCUCCCCUUUACUGUAGUUGAGAGGUGGAACAAUCUACUUCUCCUGUUUUGGAGACAAGAAGCACUGCUCCCCUGGCAUGAUGAAAAAUUGACUUUUGCUUUGUGUUUCAAAGUCCUCCAGGUUUAUCUUAUACAGGUAAAAUUCCUCAUCCCAGCUACAACUUUCAGAGGGAAUUUCCAUGGAGACAGCCAACUUUGUCCGGGACAAACUCACUGAAUGGGGUCUGAGUGAAUUCAUACAGAGAUUUGAAGAUGAAAGAAUUGACAAGGAGACGUUUAUAGGCCUUGGAGAUUCAGACUGCCUCAAUGUCUUGAUUGGAAAAAUUGGACCAAGACUAAAAUUUAAAAAGAAGCUCAAGAAAUUCUUGGAGGUUUCAAUUGAAAUAGAUAAUGACACUCCUGAAAUGAUGGAUGCAAAUUCAGAGGAUGGCGCUGAAAUGCUUGAGAAGACAAUUUACCCCGGAGCAACAGUGACUCAGGGACAAGGCCGGCUGGCUGCCAUGCUCUUCAUUCUGCGUCACCAGUUACCUGCAGCAGUGGAAGGCAGUUUGAUGGCUCUACUGAACUUUCUCAUCCCAACUCUGACCGCUGAAUCUGAGUAUAUUUCUCACAAGAUUCCUGAUAUGUCACGUGUGUUUUACUGUGAAGAGUGUCAAACCUACUUGGGAAAGAAUCCUACACAGUGUUUCCACUGCGGCAAAACAUUUGAUAAAAAGAACAGUUUAGAAAAGGGAAACUUCUUUCUGUUUACAUCCCUUAAAGAGCUUCUGAAAGGCAUCCUUAAAAACUAUGGCUCAGAUUUGUUAUCAAAAACAGUUAAACAGGACCAUGCAAUUAACGAUGUGAUGGAUGGGAUGAUGUACCAGAAGCUGCUUAAACAAGGUGUAUUGACAGCAGAUGAUCUUACACUGACAUGGAACUGUGACGGUGCUCAAAUCUCUGACCCCAAAUAUUCUGUUUGGCCCCUUCAAUUUACCAUCAAUGAGCUUCCUUACUCACAGAGGAAGGACAAUGUGGUCGUUGCUGGACUUUGGUUUGGUGAAAAACCCCCUAAGAUGAGCACAUUUCUGAAACCUUUCUUAGAUGAAUGUUGUGAUAUUGCCCACAAUCCAUUUCAGUGGCGUGACAGCAGCGGCACGGUUCAUAGCUCAAGAGUCUUUUGCUUGCUUUGCUCCUCUGACGCUGUGGCGAGGCCCCUUCUGCGUAAUUUCAAACAAUUCAAUGGAGAAUAUGGCUGUGACUGGUGUUUACACCCUGGCAAGACUGUCAGUAAAGGGAAAGGACACAUGAGGUCAUACCCACAUGAUGACAACCUACCUAUCCCGAGGUCUAAAGAGAUGUUUGAUGCUAAUGCGAAGGAGGCUGAAAAGUCUAAGUCUCCAAAGCAUGGAGUAAAGGGAAUCUCCUUGCUUUCCUCUCUCCCAUUCUUUGAUAUCGUGUUUGGAUUUGUGCCGGAAUACAUGCACUCAGUUCUACUUGGCGUGUCCAAACAACUAAUGUCUCUGUGGUUGGACUCAGUCAAUUCGGCGAAAGAAUGGUAUGUCGGUCAAAAGAUUGAACAGCUGGACUCUCGGCUACUCCAUCUGAAGCCACCAUCAGAAGUAAGCCAACCUCCACAAUCACUGAAGUAUCGGGUCUGCAGGGAUGCAUCAGAGUUGCGAGCAUUCCUUUUGUUUUAUGCCAUUUCUGUCCUGCCAGGUAUCCUAGGAGAUGAAUUUCUGGCACAUUAUUUAGAGUUGUCAUAUAGUAUUCACAUUCUGCUACAAGAGUCAAUAUCCCAGCAUGACAUUGCGAUGGUCCAUCAGCGUCUGAUACGCUUUGUGAAAAACAUGAAAGAUCUUUACGGUGAAGAAAACGUGUCUUUCAACUGCCAUCAGUUAAUCCACUUAGCUGAAAGUGUACGUAACUGGGGACCUCUGUGGGCAACAUCAGCCUUCCCUUUCGAGAGAAACAAUGGACAUUUAAGGGCUCUCUUUGAAGGUGGUAAAGAUGACCCUCAGCUCAUUUUCCAGAGGUUUCUCUCUUGGCAGCAGAUUCCCAGUCACCUCCAGUCUUUGGUUUUUAACCAUGAUCUAAAGUUCAGCGAGUUAUUAGCCAAGCGCUCACCAGUCAUCGCUAAUAAUGGUCACGAAUCUUACACAACCCUCGGAAAAUCACGGCAGCUGGACAUCACAGGUUCCAUUAGAGAAGCUAUCCAGGAACUCUUAAACCAACCCGUUCUUGUCAAAUCAUUGGAGGUUUUUGACAGCUUCGCUACUGGAAACACUGUUUACCACUCAGCAAACUGCAAAGAGUCAGACAGGACCGACUAUGUUGUUAAACUUAAGGACGGCAGGGCUGGAGAAAUACAGCUCAUGUUACCAUUUAAAAACUGUAUUUGCUCAUCCAACUGUUUGUGCCAGACUGAUCCAAUCAUUGUGCUCCACAUGUACAAAGUCAAAUCUGACACACUGUUAAGAAGGAUAAGUGCUGACACUGCAAAUGAUCUCCAGAAGAUCUUUACAAGCGUUGAAAGGACACGUGAUGUCAAAGCGUUCUACUUAGAUGAUGUCAGGUGUAAAUGUUUGUACAUGGAUGGUUGGCUUGUGCCUUUACCAAACUCCUAUGAGACAUACUAGUCACCACUCAGCAAAGACUCAAGCAACGCCAGAAUACUAAUAAAUCAUUUGCCUGACACUGUUUUAAUCUCAACAGCAGACACAACAGAUGCUGUUCUCUUCUGAAAAACACAAAUGGAAAUUUUAACAGUUCAUCAACUAUUUUAUGUAUAAUAUAAUACUGGUUAUGGAUCUUUUUUUUCUCAUGUUGCUAUAGGUAUUUGAUAGCAAAUUAGGCUUUCUUUUUCUUCUGUGAAUGACAUAAACAAAGAAGUAUUUGCAAUUUAUGAUUAAAUAAAUAUCAUGGGGGGUGGGAGGGACUCUAUAUGCAGUCUCCAAUACUGAUUAAACUGGAUAUUUUAUCAUUUAUUCAUCAUUUGUUAUUUGUGUUGGUUUUGUUUUUGUUUUCUUAAAAUUGCAUUUAGCAUAUAGUUGUUGUGGAUGAUUUUGCAUUUUGUCGGUCUGUGUUGGAAUCUGUGCACUCCUGUUGACAAUUUAAUUGCAUCAUGACAAAGUCAGUAAGUUACUUUCAAUGACACAGCAAGCUUAAAAUCACAAUACUGGCUCAUAUUGAUGGGCUUGAAGAGCUAAUUAAUCCUAUUUCACAUGAUCCUGAGAUGUACAGUAUGUUGAUUUUGAUUAAAACAUAGGGGUAAUAAUGUGUGUCGAAAAAACCCACUAUUAUGAUAAUUAUUUUUAUUGCACCUGUCAGACUAUCGCAGAAGUAAGUGUAGUCAAAUUCUGUCUGUUGUAAGUUUGACUGAAGAAGUGAACCAUAUAAAUGUUUGUAAAGCAAAAUAUUGAAAUACCAUGUCUA
Cololabis saira (Pacific saury) is the source of this 3434-nucleotide messenger RNA. RefSeq lists its product as uncharacterized. NCBI's taxonomy places the organism in Eukaryota, Metazoa, Chordata, Actinopteri, Beloniformes, Belonidae. Bases 200 to 2638 code for a protein of 812 amino acids. The transcript has 5 exons. The record is from RefSeq and is a predicted model, not a curated record.